GGAGCGUUGGUUUCAGAAGACCCACUGUUGUCCAUUUCUCAGCCAUGGUCCAAACGUUUCUCUUCCUCCUCUUCCUCCUCACCUACUUCACUGGCGCCUUGGCCCAGUUCACCUUGACUCAACCACCUUCUUUGUCAGCAUCGCUUGGAGAGACAGUCACGAUCAACUGUAAAAGGACAGGUGGUAGCAUUUCAGACGGCUAUGUGAGCUGGUAUCAGCAGAAACCUGGCAGUAGUCCUCUCACCGUGAUCUAUCUAGAUAGCGAGAGACCUUCCGGAAUCCCCGAGCGAUUUUCUGGUUCCGUUGACUCUUCGUCCAAUUCGGCCACCUUGUCCAUCUCCAACGUUCAAGGAGAAGACGAGGCUGUUUAUUACUGUUUAUCUUAUGAGGGCAGCGGGCAGAGCACAGCUGAUCCCCACCCUGCAAAGUGGUGUGGACUUAGGUUCUUCACAGAGCAGGGGAUUAGAGAAGAAGGUCUUCAGAGUAUAAACCUGACAUUGAUGAUUACAGUGUUGGAUGUCUGGGGGAAUAUGCAAGUGCAUUACGGCUUGCAACAUAUUCUUGUUCAGGAAACUUGGAAACUGUCCAACACCAACUGGAUAGGAAUCGUUCACACAGCAGGUGGAUUCAGCCACCAAUUCUGGAGCUUAAGAGGGGAGCGAAGGGGCCAACCUAGAGGGAGCGUUGGUUCCAGAAGAUCCGUUGUUGCCCGUUUCUCAGCCAUGGCCCAAAUGUUUCUCUUCCUCCUCUUCCUCCUCACCUACUUCACUGGUGCCUUGGCCCAGUCCACCCUGACUCAACCACCUUCUCUGUCAGCAUCGCUUGGAGAGACAGCCAGAAUUACCUGUACAAAGACAGGUGGUAGCAUUUCAAGCUACUAUGUGAGCUGGUAUCAGCAGAAACCUGGCAGUAGUCCUCUCACCGUGAUCUAUAAGCAUAGCGAGAGACCUUCUGGAAUCCCCGAGCGAUUUUCUGGUUCCGUGGACUCUUCGUCCAAUUCGGCCACCUUGUCCAUCUCCAACGUUCAAGGAGAAGACGAGGCUGAUUAUUACUGUUUCACUGGUGCUAGCAGCGGGCAGAGCACAGUGAUUCCACC
Molecule: messenger RNA, 1096 nt
Organism: Python bivittatus (Burmese python)
Lineage: Eukaryota; Metazoa; Chordata; Lepidosauria; Squamata; Pythonidae
Source: RefSeq, a predicted model, not a curated record